GUUGCCCUACGCACUUCCCUGAAGUUCGGUGUGAGUGUUUACAAGUGUCGCUUCCCGCGUUGUGAUAAAAACAGCUGAUUAAGAGGAGCAGGGCUACACAAGCCUCGUGCCUGAGAUCAGAGGAUGAUUAAGACGGAGAAGAUCCUGCAUCUGAAGAGCUGCCGGGGCCGGAAGGUCCGUGUGGUGCGGGAACAUUAUCUGAGACAGCAGGUUCCCUGUUACAGCUCUCUGUGUCAGGCGGACUGUGGCAACGAUGGCAAGGUGUUGCCAGGAGAUUUGACCCACUAUGUGUUUCCUGAUGUCGGAGUGGUGGUGGACUACCUGGAGAUCCUGGAGAUCAGAGAGCUGCAGGGCAUCGUCUUCACGCAGACCGCCUGCCAGGGUGUGCAGCACAGCAAAGGACGCAGGCAACACAACCGUCUGCGGAACCUGCUCAAAGACCCUCGACACGACUGUGUGCUGUUUGCCAAUGAAUUUCAAGAGUAUUCCUACUGUCCACGAGAGAAGGGGGAGAGCCAGGAGAAGUGGCAAACCAGGUGUGUGUACUCUGCAGCAGUAUGGUACUUCCACCACCUGGCAGGUAUGAUGGAUGUAGUGAUGAUCACAGAGGACCAGGAUGCCGUGGCUCAGUACAGCAGCCUCAACUCUGGAGUGUACGUCAUCUCCGUCCAGGAUUUCUUACAAAACUUCUGGCCGGAGCUGCAGGCCGCACACGAAUUGUACGGCUCCAUUUCCCAGGCGCUACAAGAGAAGGAGAGCGAGGGCACGGAGAGGGAGUACACCGAACAUCUGCCCGCUGAGGUCCUGGAGGCCGGAAUCAAGUCCGGGCGGUACAUUCAGGGGACUCUGAACGUCAGCAAGCACCGAGCACACAGUGAAGCGUCAAUCAUGACGGAGGGUUUGUCCAACAAGAACACAGAUCUGAGUUGGGGAGUGUUGGUGUGCGGUGGAAAGAAUCGUAACAGGGCCGUGCAUGGUGACGUGGUCGUGGUGGAGUUGUUGCCAAAGAGCGAGUGGAGAGGGAAGGACACGGCUCUGGCUGAGGGUCAAGGGGAGGACAAGAGCGGAGAGGAAAGCGACAGCAAACCCAUGCCGACAGGCCGUGUUGUGGGGAUCCUGCAGAGGAAUUGGAGGGACUAUGUGGUAACUUUUCCCCCCAGGGAGGGGCCUCAGCCCCAGAGCAGGAAUUCCCAGCGGAUCCUGGCUGUACCCUGGGACCAUCGCAUCCCCAAGAUCCGCAUCAGCACUCAGCAGGCAGAGGCUCUGCAGGACCACAGAGUGGUGGUGCGCAUUGAUUCAUGGGAGAGCACGUCGCUCUAUCCCAACGGCCACAGUGUGCGGGUGCUGGGUCGGGCUGGAGAACUCGAAACGGAGGUCCAGACCAUCCUCAUAGAGAACUGCAUCCACGUGCCUCCUUUCUCAGACGCACAGCUGAGGGAGAUGCCGGUCAACUCUCCUGAGAAGCCGUGGAGGGUGGACCCUGCCCAAGUGGCGGAGCGUCAUGACCUCAGGGAGAGUCACCUGGUGUUCAGCAUCGACCCGCAGGGCUGCGAGGACGUAGACGACACGCUGUCGGUGCGCAGCCUCGCCGGCGGGAAGCUGCUGGAGCUGGGGGUCCACAUCGCAGAUGUCACCCACUUUGUCACCGAGGGCUCACUCACUGACCUGGAAGCACGUGCGAGAGCUACGACGUACUACCUGGCAGACCGCAGGUACGACAUGUUGCCGGCUGUUCUAAGUGCAGACCUCUGCUCUCUGCUGGGCGGAGUGGACAGGUAUGCGAUGAGCGUGAUGUGGGAGCUCGAUGCACAAACCCUCGUCGUCAACAAGGUGUGGUACGGUCGCACGCUCAUCCGCUCCUCCUACCAGCUCCACUAUGAGCUGGCUCAGGCGCUCCUCAACGGAGAGCAGGCUGAGGUACCGGAGCUGGCCGAGCUCGGGUCUGAGGAGAAGGACGCCAAACUAGCUCAGCUCACCCAGGCCCUGGAGACGCUGACACAUGUAGCCAGACACCUCCGGGCACAGAGGGACAGAGGAGGCGCACUGGAGCUGGAAGGGGUGGAGGUGCGUGCCCAGCUGGAUGAGGAGAGGAACAUCACAGCCCUGAUCCCCCGUCAGCCUCUGGAGGUCCAUGAGACCGUGGCUGAGUGCAUGAUUUACGCCAACCACUGGGUGGCGCGCAAGAUCCAGGAGACCUUCCCUCAUCAGGCCCUGCUGAGGCGUCACCCGCCACCACGGCAGGAGUUCUUCAGCCAGCUGGUGGACAGCGCUGUGGCCGGGGGAUUCACCAUCGACACCAGGACCAACAAGGCUCUAGCUGACUCUCUGGACCGGGCUGUGGACCCACGGGACCCGCUGGUGAACAGGCUGCUGAGAAUAAUGGCCACUACAGCCAUGUCACAGGCUCUGUACUUCUCCACUGGUCUUCAGUCCCAAGACCAGUGCUACCAUUACGGUCUGGCUCUGGACCGGUACACACACUUCACCUCACCCAUCCGUCGUUAUGCCGACAUCGUGGUGCACCGCCUUCUCACCGCGGCCAUUGACAUGGACAGGGGGGGGGGUCUUGGUAAAGCAAUAGCCGGUAACAAAGAACUGGAAGAAACGGCUCAUCAUAUCAACAACAAGAACAGGGCAGCCCAGCGAGCCCAGAAGAUUUCCACAGAGUUGUUUCAGUGUCUCUACUUCAAAGAGCGAGACCCUCAGUCAGACCAGAGCUGUGUGGCAGACGCUGUCGUCUACUCCAUCCGAGACAACGGCGUGUUGGUGUUUGUCCCAGAGUACGGUGUGAAAGGGCCGGUGUAUGUGAAGAAUCGAGAGGGCCAAGUGGUGGCUGCAGGGCAGGACGGCAGCUGUGAGUGGCAGAGCGGCUCCGUGCGACGGUACUCGGACCACAUCACCACCACCUCCAGCUGCGGCACCUCCACCUUCAGCCUGUUCCACCACAUCACUGUUCGUAUUUCUGUGCGCUCGACACAUUGCCACGCAGACACUCUAAACCUGGAGGUCACCAGCAACAAGCCCCACCACAGGACUGAGCCCCCGCAGCCCCGCUCGCAGGGUCGCAGCCAGCUGGUCCAGGAGGUGGUGCGCCUGGCCGAGGAGGCGGCCCAGGAGAAGGCGGCCCGGCGCCCCAAACUCUCCAGAGAGGAGAGAGAGUUCAGCCAGAGCAAAACUCCCAAUCUGUACUCUCUCCUGGAGGAGGUGAGAGAGCUGGCUCUGCUGGACCUGCAGGUGGAUAAACAGGUGUGUGCAACAACAGCAUAGAGCAGCUGCAACAUGGAGCCCGCAGAUGACUACUGAUAUUUCUAUGGACAAAUAAUCUACAACAGCCACAAGCAGAAGAGGCUUUUCUCUUUGACAGAUGAACAGAUGUGUAGAUAUUUAUUAAGUUCUUUUACCAUUUAAAGGACAAUGCUUGAUGAUGCAAAGUGUAAAUAAGUUCUUUGAUAUUAAAUGAGAUGAGAAAUAUGCUGAUUUCCUUAUGUUGGUCCAAAGAUUAGAACCACAGAUUUAUGGUGUGACUAGAGAAGAACUGCAGGUUAACAGGGAUUAUCUGAUGUUCUGAUGAGACUAGUAGUAGUGUAGACACUGAGACACUGAAUGACAUGUAGCACUGAACUUUGAUCUGAAGUUGGAUAUAAUUGAAGAUGCAAAGGAAUUCUUCUCCUUGUAUUUUUCCAGUGUAGACUGAGCUGCGUCUACGCUGCUAAAUACUUUCAUAAUAGUUAACUUAACGCUUUGUACGCUGAUCGUGUCUGACACUGUACCGUAAGGAUCAGAUGUCCACAUACAGAUUCCAUUUGAAAGGAAAAUGUUUAUUGUUCGGCAUUUUUAAUAAACUGGUAAGAACACCAACAAUGUCCUGAUUCAUCAAUGAUGAAACAUUGGAGGAUCAUCUCAGGUCACAGAAGUUUCCUCAGCUUAAGCUUCAGAAAAGAGAAGGUCAUGCUGCACUGAUACGGCACCACAUGGACAAUAACAAGGCACUAUUAACUGCAGGCAGCAUGUUACUGACAUCAAGGCUCACAUGGCCGUUUAAAAGUAACAGUACAGUUCAGGAAUAUCUGGAAAUGUGUGAAACCAAACAAUCCUAUCAAUAAAUGGUAAGAUCUGUUGCAUUUAAUGCUGCCGGCAUGACAACAAAACAACAGAUGUUGGAUCGGUGCUAAUAGAAAAAGGGGAACAGGCAUUCUGAAUGUGAACAAAGU
This is a messenger RNA of Cottoperca gobio, 4211 nucleotides long. RefSeq names its product DIS3 like exosome 3'-5' exoribonuclease (gene dis3l). Lineage: Eukaryota; Metazoa; Chordata; Actinopteri; Perciformes; Bovichtidae. Gene Ontology annotation, cellular component: cytoplasmic exosome (RNase complex). The transcript has 18 exons. The coding region runs from base 124 to 3267 and encodes 1047 amino acids. The record is from RefSeq and is a predicted model, not a curated record. Gene Ontology annotation, molecular function: RNA binding; 3'-5'-RNA exonuclease activity. Gene Ontology annotation, biological process: rRNA catabolic process; mRNA catabolic process.